AUGCAGCAGCUGCUUGACCAAAGCACUUGCAGAUUAUGUGUUCUCGUUAUAGCAAGUGUAUUCUUGCUUGGUUUUAGUGCCUUGUUUCUCUAUAUUCCUUAUGGUUUAGUGUGUAUAACUGGUACAUCAAUUACGAAGAGCCAUCGGAGCCCUGAGAGCCCUGAUAAGCGCGUCCCGUCUGCCUGCGGUAACAUCAACAACAUAAUCAGCCCCUUUCGAAUAGCCAACGAUACAAAUCAAAGCAACUGCACGAACUGGGAUUACUACUACUACAACCUCUAUUGUGACAACAACCUCACAGUAUUGACAAUAAAUCGGGGAAGAUACUAUGUGCAGGCAAUCAACUAUGACAACUUCACAAUCCGAGUUGUAGAUCCUGGCAUUCGCAACAAUGAUUUCUCCUCCAUCCCCCGUUAUUCCCUUUCCAUUUACAACUUAACUUCUCAUCUUCGAUUAGCAUCCAGUACAACACCUAUAACUUUCUUCAAGUGUGCAAAAGCAGUGAACUCGUCUGCGAUGAGUACGUAUAAUUAUGUCAAGCAAGGGACUAUAACGGCAUCAGAUAUGGAGGAUGGGUGCAGAAUAGAGUGGACGACUUUGAUGAGUAAGUCGUUCUUGUACGAAACGGAUAGAAACUUUUCUUAUCAUGACAUACAUAACGCACUGGGGUAUGGCUUUGAGCUUCAAUUCCGCUUUCUCAAGACCAGCUACAAAUUAGAUAUUGACCUUUUGCUGACAUUCGGUAUUAAACUUUUGCUGUCAUACGGAGCAUUUUUCCCAAUAAGAUCUAUAUUUGGGUUUCCAUUUCUGGCUGCUCUUCUAAUCUACAAACAACGAAGAAGGCAUUUGUCAAUGUAUAGCAACAUAGAAGAUUUCCUGCAAAGUGAUAACAACCUCAGUCCGAUAAGGUACUCUUACUUAGAUAUUAAAAAGAUGACCAGUAGAUUCAAUGAGAAGUUGGGUGAAGGAGGUUAUGACUGUAUUUAAAGGAAAGUUACACAGUGGUCGAUUUGUAGCAGUUAAAAUGUUGGAGAAGCCUAAAGCUAAUGGACAAGAUUUCAUAAGUGAGGUAGCUACUAUUGGGAGGAUUCACCAUUUUAAUAUGGUUCAACUUGUUGGUUAUUGUGUUGAGGGAUCAAAGCGUGCCUUAAUUUGUAACUUCAUGCCAAAUGGAUCUCUUGAUAAAUACAUUUAUUGUAAAGAAGGAAGCAAUCCUUUAAGUUGCAUGAAAAUGUAUGAGAUUUCUCUUGGAGUGGCUCAAGGUAUCGAAUAU
Molecule: messenger RNA, 1273 nt
Organism: Prunus persica (peach)
Lineage: Eukaryota; Viridiplantae; Streptophyta; Magnoliopsida; Rosales; Rosaceae
Exons: 4
Coding region: 1-987 (328 amino acids)
Molecular function (GO): polysaccharide binding
Source: RefSeq, a predicted model, not a curated record